CUUGGAAACCAACAAUCUCAGUCCAGCAGGCAUUGUCCGCAUCAUGGAGUCCCUGCUAAAGACCCAUACAAUAGAAGAAAUUCGUCUUGCAAAUCAGAGAUCAAGUGUCCUGGGUAACAAAAUAGAGAUGCAGCUCACCGACAUCAUUGAACAAAACCCCACACUCUUACGUGUGGGCAUCCACUUUGAAUUCAAUGAUUCUCGCAACCGAGUUUCCAGACACCUACAAAAGAACCUUGACACUUUCCGUGUUGGUGUCAAAGUGCGCAGAAUCACGAGGAAGACCUCAGAAGGCGCUAGCCUUAGCUUCGUCCUGCCUGCUAAUUCCCCACCAGCAUCCCCACAGCCUCCAUCACCAAUUCCAGAGGAGGAGGUUGAGACUACAACUCUAAAUGGGGAGGGGCGUUUGAUGGAGGACAUUCAAAAUGAAAUGGCCUUUGAGGAGGAUGAGGACUUUGGGGAUAAAGAGGAGUGAAGGUGACUAUAGGCAAUAGGAGGAAGAGGAGGAGUUUGAGCAGCUACCUGGUGUUGCCAGCUAUGUCACACAUCCUUCAGUCUAGAAAAGCUAAGCAUGGUCAAACUUUGUUAGGUUCCUUACUUAGUUAAAUUAAAAUGGUCAGGCAUCAGUAUGUUUGCUACAUAUGUCACUUAUGUGGAUGUAGUUUUAGGGGUUCCCAUAUAGUUUGCUAUGCAUGUUACUAUUGUAUUUUAUUAUGCAGCCUUUGAAAUGUGUAAUGAUGAAAUGAAACAGUGGAAAGAGGCAUUCUUACAAGUUUUUGGAAAUUCUUUAUACAAGAAAAGUUUCUGAAAAGUAUAUAUGAAUAUUGCAGUUGACAUGUAUUCAAGGCACAGUAUUUUAAGACAAAGAAUAAACAACUUACAAUAGUGCAAAUUUUAUGUUUGACCAUGAUUAGCCUUGACAGUGUAGAAGUGUAUGAGAAAACCAUUUGCCCAUUAGAAAAUAGGAUAAGCAGGAUGAGACAGAGCAAGUUAUGUUGUCUUACAGUUCCAGUCCCAAACAUCAGUAUAUUAGCUAUCUAGUGUAACAAAGUAGAAAGUUAACACUAUAGUAGAUGGCAGUGAUAGUUUGGAUUAUAGUACUGUAGUUAACAUGAAGAUGAAAGUUUGAUCACUUUAGAAAGUAUUUAAUCUAACUUCUCUUGUAUGAAGUAAUGUUUGAAUAUCAUUCUAUUACAUAUGAAUCAUUAAUGACUGUUGAAAACAACCUUGGACAACCAUUCUAUAUGUUGUGAGAGAGACUGCAAUACCUCAGCUUCAAACUGAAAUUCCAGUACAUAUCCCAUUAUUGCUCUUUACAUUUCAUAGGUCCUUUUAAAUCUUUGUUUUUUUCCAAGAACUGGUUUCCUACUUUGCUAUCCUUGUCUUCAAGAUGAAUUUAAAUAAUAUGUCUCUAUAUCUAUUGCUUAUCAUCACAGAACUUGCUAUGCUGGUGAGUGUUAGUAUUUGGUAUUCAUAUGUAUACUGUUUCUGCCAUCAGUUUAUAUCCUGGGCUCCAGUGUUGCAUCUUUGGUAUGACAUCAUUGUAUCUGGCUUAUCACUUUUAUAGUGGGUGAUAUUUGAAUUUCACCAAUAUGGGUACAUUUACAUGUGAGAACAGAACUUGAAGUAAAUGUUUAUGUCUUG
Molecule: messenger RNA, 1644 nt
Organism: Penaeus monodon (black tiger shrimp)
Lineage: Eukaryota; Metazoa; Arthropoda; Malacostraca; Decapoda; Penaeidae
Product: tropomodulin-1-like
Biological process (GO): myofibril assembly; pointed-end actin filament capping
Cellular component (GO): myofibril
Molecular function (GO): tropomyosin binding
Source: RefSeq, a predicted model, not a curated record